This is a messenger RNA of Priapulus caudatus, 5112 nucleotides long. Its product is annotated as trithorax group protein osa-like. The record is from RefSeq and is a predicted model, not a curated record. Gene Ontology annotation, molecular function: cyclin-dependent protein serine/threonine kinase activator activity. Gene Ontology annotation, cellular component: cyclin/CDK positive transcription elongation factor complex; nucleus. NCBI's taxonomy places the organism in Eukaryota, Metazoa, Priapulida, Priapulimorpha, Priapulimorphida, Priapulidae. Gene Ontology annotation, biological process: regulation of transcription by RNA polymerase II; positive regulation of DNA-templated transcription, elongation. The transcript is spliced from 11 exons. The coding region runs from base 11 to 3049 and encodes 1012 amino acids.
GUGCUGGGUAAUGGCGGCAAAGGCUGAACGAUGGUGUUUUACCAAAGAACAAAUUACAAAUUCUCCCAGUCGCCGAUGUGGAAUAGACGCCGAAAAAGAACUCUCCUAUAGACAACAAGCAGCCAACUUAAUACAGGAUAUGGGACAACGCCUCAACGUAACUCAGCUAUGCAUUAAUACAGCCAUUGUUUACAUGCAUCGAUUUUACAUGUUCCAUUCAUUCACAAAGUUUCAUAGAAAUCGUAUUGCAGCUACAGCUCUGUUCCUGGCAGCAAAGGUAGAAGAGCAGCCAAGAAAACUUGAACAUGUGAUCCAGGUGGCACAUAUGUGCCUGAACAGAGAUGGCAAGGCAAAGCCCCUCGAUACCAAGAGUGAGGAAUACCUGGAGCAAGCUCAACAGCUGAUUGGCAAUGAGAACACCCUUCUUCAGACACUCGGAUUUGACGUCGAUAUAUUUCAUCCGCAUAAACAUGUUGUCAACUGCUGUCAGCUCGUCAGAGGUAUGCGAUCUACAAAGGAUCUUGCACAAACCUCAUACUUCAUGGCAACCAACAGUCUGCACCUGACGACUUUCUGCCUACAGUACAAGCCGACAGUGGUUGCCUGUGUCUGCAUUCAUCUAGCCUGCAAAUGGGCCAAGUGGGAGAUUCCUCUCAGUUCGGAGGGGAAGCAGUGGUGGUGGUAUGUGGACAAGUCGGUAACCGAGCAGGAUGUGGAAGACUUGACGGCAGAGUUUCUGACGAUCAUGGAAAAAACACCAAGCCGGCUGAAGAGCAAGAUUAUGAAGUACAAGCAGGUGUGUGAUAGCCGGAAGCAGAGUGGAAUCGAUCCGGCGCAUGAGCAUCAUCAUCAGGAGCAACAGCAUCCACACCCGUCACAUCAGCAGCAGCAGCAGCAGCCCGGCCCCUCGCACUCCACGCAGCAUCAGCAACAACCUCACCCGCAGCACCGACGACCGGCCAUUGACCCACCUAAGCCGCAGGCGCCUCCUAUGCCUGCCUACGAACUGCACCGCAACAUAUUCGAGGACUUGGAGAUGCCGGACAUCUCACCGCCUAGGGGCGCUCGCAGCGAGAUGUUUGCCGCGCCGACGCAAACUGUCGAGGCAAAGCCCGGAAAGCUGAGACCGGAGGACUACAGAGAGCGGCGGUUGAAGGAACAGAGGGAGGGCAGGGAUCCUCAUCACCAGCAGCCUGAGCAGCAGAUACGACACCCAGGCCAGCAGACGAGCACAACUAGAGACCGAAUGUCCGACCAUUACCACAGACCACCUACGACAUUCGGCGCGGGAUCGCAGCACCAGCACGCCGCCAUGGCCCGCUCCGACCACGCGGCUCCCCACCACCAGGGCGGCGGUGCGCGUCCCGAUCAGGCGGCCGAGCGCACACAGCGUGGGCGCCCACCCGACCAGCACGCAGGCGGGGCGCGGGCGGACCACGGCGCGGAGCACGCGCACAGGCCCCGCCCGCCCGGCCAGACCGAGCAUGGCGCGGAGCAGCACUCACAGAGAGCGCGUCCGCCGCCGGACUACCACGGUGCCGCCGAGCCGCGGUUGCGGUCUGUCGCGCCGGGUCACGUGUCCGCGCCGGCUCAUCCCGCGGGCAUACCGGUGCUAGUCCACGGCAACUCUCAGGGCAGGGAGCAGGCGGCGGCAGCGGCGGCGGCGGCAGUGGCAGCGGCGGCGUCGGCGCCGCCUCCCACGGACAGACUACUGAACCUCGGCUCGCCCGAACUCAGGAAGAGCAGCAAGCAUAAGUUGGAGCACGCUCACCACCGCCCCGUCGACCAGCAGCAUCGUACUGAGCCGCACAGGAGCGGUAAGGAGCGCUCGCAGCAGCCGCAGCAGCCGCAGCAGCCGCAGCAGCAGCAGCCCGACGCCGCCACGUCGCAUGCAGACAGCAUGCAGGCGCGGACGGCCGCCGAGAUGGGCGCCGCGCUGCAGAAGCUGGUGGAGCGCAGUGAGAAGAAGGAGGAGCGCGAGGAGCAGUCUCGCAGGCAGGCAGACGCGGCGGCGGCCACGCACACCAAGACGCACAACAAUUCUCAGCAGCAGAACGCGUCGCCAGCGUCCUCCAGCCGACACAAGAAGCGGAGUCGCGUGGAGGCGCCACUCGAGUCGCCGCAGCAGAAGGCUCUGCGGGUGGACGGCGUCGAAGCCACGCAUUCCUCGUCGCCGAAACUCAUCCCUGUGUUGCAGACGUCCCGCAUGAAAUCUCCUGCUGUGAAACCGCCGCAUUCGGCGUCGAUGUCUACCGAGCAGACCUAUAACUGUGAGCCGACGGACGCGGCGGCUGCUUCUGCUGCCGCUGCCAACGGCAACGAGGACGCGUUCGUCGUGGCAACGAGCGAGGAUGGACACAAGCUGAAGCUGAAGAUCAAACUGCCGAAGCCAGACAGUGAUAGCAGUCAGCCCGGUGAUCAUCACAAACACAAGAAGCAUAAAAAGAAGCAGGACAAGCACCGCGAGAAGGAGAAGCGCCAUCACAGCAAGCACCACGCGGCGGCGGCGCCGCCGCCGCCCGUAGACAGCGACAGCCUGCGGCAGGUUGACAGUGCAUAUCAGAAGAAGAGCGGCUACCAGAUGCCGACGGGACAACCGCGGUCGUCCGCGCCGACGAUGCCCGCUCCGCAGCCAGUGGCCACUGCGCAGGCGGCGGCGGUCAGUGCUCCACCAAUGUCCUUGCCACAGCAGAUGCCUGCGUCACAGAGACCUCCGCUGCCGCCGGCGUACAACAUGUAUCAACCUCCUCCACAUCGGCAGCCCCAGCAGCCCUAUAACUUCCCUCACAUGGGUUACCGGGGUCAGCAACCCCCACCUGGGUUCCCCCCUGGCACGCUCCCACCACCGCCACCAAAAUCCCAGCCGCAUCCCAACUAUCCGUACUACCAACAGCCCGCAGGUUACCCUGCUGCCCCGGCAUAUAUGGGCUACUCCUACCCUAUGCACCAACCCCCCAAUCAACCGCCUCAUCCUUUCUCACACAAUCAUCCACCACCUCCUCUUCCUCCCCCUGGCUCACCUCCUCCACCUCCCCCACCCCCAGAAUGACAGUAGUAUCGGGGUGCACUGUUUUAAAAUGCUAGAUUAUAAUUUUUGAUGAAAAUUGUUUAAAUUUUGACAUGACUGGGUUUGAGCUCUGUGCACAGUGAUCUCUCUGUGAUUAAAUACUGGUUGCAUUUGAGUUGCACAGAAGGCCUGUGUAAGCAUCUUUGGUUGCAGCUCUGUAUAGCAGCAAGUGUUUUUACCCUGUGCUAGUGUUAGGGUUCCAUAAAGGGAGUUUUAGGGCCAGUCUGUGUAAUUGAUCGUUGAACGUUUCACUGGACGAGCUCACAGCACUUGCCUGUGUAUAAAGUGAUAAGUGAUAAGCAUACUGUCAGGUUGUGCAGAGUGAAGGCGAUAUAUAACAGAAUCAUGUUGACGUGUUUGUUGGUACAAAUCACCUGAGUUCUACGUUAUAUUGUUUUCUUAUUAUCGUAAGCAUGUGUCACCAUAUGCAUUAAUUGGUAGUGCGGAGGUAAUUUUCAGGCACUUAUCAGCCUUAAACUAUUGCCUCGUUGUGUGGAGGAAGGCACAAGAUGUAACCCGGUGUAACUUUGUGACGUGCUAGUGUGCCGUGAUCUCGGAAACUCGCGAGCACGUCAGCUUUGGUGAAGUGAUUAGGUAAAUGGCAUACGUAGUGUAGGCUGAACUACCCACUGGACGAUAAAUAAUCGAAGUUUCUGUCAUUAUUUUAUCGACUUACUUGCGGAAGGUGUAUUUGAGGCCCCAGCGCUAGCGCCACUGGUGAACUUGGCAAGUUGUCUACACUGGUCGCAAUUCUUUAGUUGUUUGUUUUUGCCGGUCCACGUGCGUGUAGGUUUGGAAGCGAACCUAUUUUGAGUCGGUUAUGUUUUGUAGAUAAGCGGCAUUGGGAUUUGGGAGAUGGGUGUGCCUAGCAGGCGACUAUAUGUGUGUACAAUCACCUGAUAGAAAGAUGUUGCAGCAAUGGCAGUCUGUAUAUAAGAAUUGAAAAUAGUGAAAUGUCUGUGUCAUAUUGUAUACAUGCGCAUUUUUUGUAUCUCUGUGGUUCGCACAGUGGGUGCCACCACCUUGUCUUUGGCUUCAGGGAGCCGUUAUAAUGUCGGAGAGAUUCUUAUUAUUUUUCAUUAGUAAAUUAUCACUCAUUUUUUGUUUAUCUUUGCCAUUAUUAUAAUGCCUUGUAAAAUAAUUAAACUGUUCUGAACCAGUGUAGAAAAUCAGAAGAAAAAAACCAAAACGGGGAAAAUAUGCAAAUAUAAAAUGUUAAUUUUUGUUAAAUGGCAUAGGUAACCAUUCUUACAUACACUGGGUUUAACCAGUCCUGUAGUAGUGCUGCUGUGUGCCAUCCAAAGGUGUGCAGAUUCAACAAAACUUGGGAUUCCAAUUGCUGCUAAAACUAUAAAAGGUGCUUUGUAAAUAUUGGUGAUACACAACAAACAACGAAACAAAUAAAAAAAUUUGGUGUUAGUGGCUCUGUUCAGUUGCAAAUAUCCACCUUGCACAAACCCCACUUUGUCACAGAAAACGCGUUUGUGUUGCGGUAAAUUAACGAUGUUUUUACGACUGCACCCUCGCGUGAUCCCAGAUGCAGCUUUGGAGUCCCGACUUUCCCUAUAUUACAAAUUGGCAGACAACAGCGCCACCUAGCAUGGACUGGUUGUUCCAGUGUAUGCCAUCUUAUGAGUAUUAGAAUAAGUGUACGAUGAAAGGUGGGCAUGCAGUUAUCAGCACUGCAAUGAUGCUUCACUGUAAUCCGAUUUUAUGUGUACACGUUUCUUCUAUCUUUUACUUUUGAGUGCCGGCACUGGCAUGCUCACACAUCUGACACACUGGCUCCUUCCGUGUGUGUCUACGUACGUGGCAGCCUGUCCUGCAUUUAGCACAGUAUGUAUCUAGUAAUGAGCAGAGAUUAGCAGUGCAGACUUUCCACUGCACUCCGACUUGAUUAGCCGGUUCUGCCGCGCUGCUGUUGAGUGUGUGACGCUGUCACAAGACUGAUAUAGGCAAUUUUCACGUCCUUGCAUUGGCUGUUUCGCCAGUGGCACUUGUGUACCGACCCUCCGUCACCAUAACAUUAAAACUUGUGGAAACAA